AGCAACUGAAUUUAAACGAGUCGUCUUCUUCCCUCUGAAAAAAAGAGACGUCACCACAACACGCAACCUCCCGGGACACUGUCGACAUGCCGAUGCUAGGAGGAAUCCCCGGCCACCCCAAGAGCAAAGUGCUCUUGACAGGCGGCACCGGCUUCAUCGCCUCACACAUCCUCGACCACCUGCUCGAAUGCGGCUUCGACGUCGUUGUGACUGCCCGCUCGCAAGCCAAAGGCGAACGCAUCCUCGCCUCCAUCGCCAACGCCCCCAAUAUCGUCAAUGCUGUCGGCUGCAAAGUCACCUACGCCGUGGUCGCCAACGUUGCUGAGCCGGGUGCCUUUGACGAGGUCAUCAAAUCCAACUCUUUCACCUACUGCAUCCACACCGCUUCGCCCUACCAACUCUCCUUCUCCGACCCUCUCAACGACUGUCUCCUCCCCGCCAUCAACGGCACCAUCGAACUUCUCUUUUCUCUCCAGAAAUACGCCUCCUCUUCCCUGCUCCGCGUCAUUUACACCUCCAGCAGCGCCGCCAUCUUGAACCCGCCCAACCACCGCGAGUCAUACGACGAAUCCUCCUGGCCCGACGAUGAGACGCUGAACUGGGAAAUGGCCACGGACCCUAACGCGCCAGGCGACACCACCUACCGCGCCUCGAAAAAGUAUGCGGAGAUGGCGGCGUGGGAGUUCAUGGAGGAAAAUGAGCUAUCCUGGGAUCUGGCGACGAUUUGUAAUACGUACACAUUCGGGCCGUUGCCGAGGAGUCUUGAUGUUAGCAAUGGACAAAAGGUCAAUACGUCUAACAAGCGAAUCUUGGAUUGCUUGCAGGGUAAAUGGGCCGAGAAAAUCCCGCCAACAGCACCGGUGUUCACGUUCGUGGACGUUCGCGACGUGGCGGUUGCGCAUGUGCGAGCGAUGGUCAGGCCGGAGGCAGGAGGGAAGCGGUUCUAUGUCGUUGGAGGGACCUUUAGUAACCCGCUUAUUGCGGCCAUCGUGCAUUCGGCGUCUUUAAGCCCGGAGUUACAAGGCAGGCCCUACAAGUAUUCGGGGUACUGUAAGCGUUGUUUGACGUUGGAUGAUUACCCGAACAGGCAUUGGCGGUUUGACAACUGGAGAAGCAAGAGAGUGCUGGGAAUGGAGUAUAGAGACAUCAAUCAGAGCGUGGCUGAUACAGUUCUGAGCUUAAGGAAGAUGGGAAUCGUCGGGGAGAAGUAUCCGGUGAUUGCUGGACAUCGUGCGCCGGCGGAUAAGACGUUGCCGAACUAGAGCUGUCUUUCAUCUGUCUGUGUAAUAUCAUCGCGUCGAGGACCAAGUUAGGGUAUUAAGGUAG
Molecule: messenger RNA, 1326 nt
Organism: Neurospora tetraspora
Lineage: Eukaryota; Fungi; Ascomycota; Sordariomycetes; Sordariales; Sordariaceae
Exons: 2
Coding region: 87-1262 (391 amino acids)
Molecular function (GO): oxidoreductase activity, acting on the CH-OH group of donors, NAD or NADP as acceptor
Source: RefSeq, a predicted model, not a curated record